AUGAUACGUCCACCGCAGAAUUCAUCUCAAGUUCAUACGUUGCCGAGUCGUGUUCCCGAGGUAAAUGGUGUUGACUCAAGUCCUCAUUCCUGCUCUUCACAGCAAUUACCUAGUCAGAAUUUCCGUGUCACUUCCAUCGGAAGUAUUCCUGUUAAUGCAUCUGUUAUUCGAGCACCUGGUGCAGUCAUCCCAAGCACUCAGAUUUCAGAAACAGUUACUCUAAAUGGUGUCAGCACUCACACAACCGCAAACUGUACUCCCGUGGAGCAGAGUGAUUGGCGUAAAGGUGUGGAUAUAUCUCAGCGCAAUCACGUUGUUCGAAGAAUCGUACGGUUUAUAUUCCCAUUUCCGGAUCCGGCUGCUUACUCAGACCCAAGGAUGCGUAAUUUGAUUGAAUAUGCGCGUAAGGUCGAACGCGAAAUGUAUGUAACCGCUACAGACAUCGAUCAUUAUUUCCAUUUGCUUGCUCAGAAGUGUUACAAAAUACAUCGCGAGCUAGAAGAAAAACGAAGAAGUCGUCAGCUUGUGGUGGAUAAUUCAGUAGGAGGUUCUCAGUCUGCUGUGACUUCAUCUUCUACUAACUCUUCACAACUCAACCAGAGUUUAUCCACUUUGUCUAGUCAAUUAGCCUCUCCCUCCAGCUUAGUUUCUUCAACAGCGGGUUCAUGUUCAGCAAACAAAAUUCCUAGCUCUAAUAUUACCAAUGGUAGUUACAAUGCUUCAUCAGCUGAAAGUUACGAAAUGAACUCAUUUACGGCUCAGGAUUCGAGCAACUCAGAAACUGAUAUGUCGAGAUUCGAGCACUAUCUGCAAAAUGCAUGCAAUCGUCAUCGUUUAAAAUCAGAUUCAACUACUGCAGGGUCCUCAGAAUCACCUGCUGUAUUGACUUCAGUGACUACCUUAAAGACUACUACACCACAACCAUCUGUCAAAACAACAAUAGAUGACAUCAAAGUUACCGGAACUCCUGUUUUGGCCACAUCCGGAGAUUGCAUAUCCGAUAGGAGCAAAACUGUCAAACCCGAAGUUAAAGCCGAAGAUGCACCAUCUAACGAAGUAUCAGUCAGUAAUGAUUCGUUUUCUGUUGACAGUACGUCAACCCUUAAUUCAAGCAAUGUCCAACUAACCUCGAACAUGUUGCCCGUAAAACCAGAUGAAAGCAAGUGGAAAAAAUGGUCUCGUGAAGAGCUGUUACGCCACUUCUUACAACUGCAUGAAGAAAUUUACAACGAUAAGUAUGCAGAACCUUUUCGUGCCCCAGUUGAUCCAGUAAUGCUUCACAUACCGGAUUAUUUUCAGGUUAUUAAAGAGCCUAUGGACCUGACUACCAUCCGAAAUAAUCUGGAGGAUGGUAAAUAUGCAGAUCCUUGGCAGGUUGUUGAUCACUUCCGGCUGAUGUUUAAUAAUGCUUGGUUGUACAAUAAGAAGACCUCCAAAGUGUAUAAAAUGUGUACCAAGCUAGCAGAACUUUUUCAAAGUCGAAUAGACCAAGUAAUGCAAGCAAUGGGUUUUUGCUGUGGUCAGGAUUAUGAAUAUCAGCCGCAAGGUUUGUACUGUUCCUCACCGAACUUGUGUACAAUAAGCCGAGAUGCAACCUAUUUUGUCUAUAUAAACAAUGACAAACAAAUCGGUCUUGUUUGUGAUAAAUACUAUCAAUGUGAAAAGUGUUUCAGUGAGGCUGGUGAUGUAAUUAUUUUGGCGGAUGAACCAAAUCAGUCUAUCCCAAUUAAGAGAGAACUCUUCGAGAAGCGGAAAAACAACGUGAAAGAAAAAGAGGAAUUUGUUAUUUGCGUUGAGUGUGGCAGACGGUGGCACAAAGUUUGUGCAUUGCAUAUGAAUGAAAUAUGGCCAAGCGGAUUCGUUUGUCCUGGUUGUUUGAGAGAGCGUGGUAUGAAGAGGAAAGAAAACCGGUUCACUGCAAAAAAGCUACCUGUUACACGCUUGAGCAAUUUUCUAGAAAAACGCGUUAACGAUUUCUUGAAAAAGAAAGAAGUUGGUACCGGAGAAGUCACUAUUCGUGUGUUGGCGAGCUCUGACAAAGUUGUUGAAGUUAAGCCACUAAUGCGUGCACGUUUUACUGAAAGUGGAGAACUUUCUGAGUCGUUCCCGUAUCGAUUAAAAGCUGUUUUCGCCUUUCAAGAAAUUGAUGGUCAGGAUGUCUGCUUUUUUGGUUUGUACGUGCAAGAAUAUGGUUCAGAGAGUCCGCAACCCAAUCGCAGAAGAGUUUAUGUUGCUUAUCUUGACUCAGUUUUCUUCUUUCGGCCGAAACAGUAUAGGACGGAUGUGUAUCAUGAGAUUCUCGUUGGCUAUCUUUUAUACGCCAAAAGGUGCGGCUAUGCGAUGGCACACAUUUGGGCCUGUCCACCUGGCGAAGGUGAUGACUACAUAUUUCACAUGCAUCCUGCGGAACAAAAAAUCCCCAAAGCCAAACGUCUGCAGGAGUGGUACCGUCGUAUGCUUCAGAAAGCUAUUAUAGAAGGGAUUGUAGUCGACUACAAAAAUAUCCUGAAAGAUGCUCUAGAUCAUCAACUUGUCUCACCUACUGAAAUCCCUUAUUUUGAGGGGGAUUUUUGGCCGAACACACUUGAAGAUAUUUUGAAAGAACUCGAAGAAGAAGAGGCUCGUCGACGUCGUGAAGAGGCCAUGGCUCAGGCUGAAGCUGAGGAUGAUGAGGCAGACUGUUCUAGCUCCACCAAUGAAGGACUUUCUGGAGAUCCUGAUAAACGCAGUGGCAAAAAGAAGGCAAAGAAACGCAAGGGUAACAAAAAAGGCAAUACAUCUACUGCAAGUAAACGAAAACGUUUGGAUGGUCCAAUCGACGGUGCUGAAGAACUUUCACGUAAAGUGUAUGAUACUAUGGAAAAAUUAAAAGAAAUAUUUUUCGUAAUACGUCUUCAUAGACACAACUCGGCUGCCUCCCUCCCACCUACUACAGAUCCAGAUCAGCCUGUACAUAGUGAAUUAAUGGACAGUCGAGAUGCAUUCCUACAGAUGGCUCGCGAAAGACAUUUGGAAUUUUCAUCAUUGCGUCGUGCUAAGUACUCUUCUAUGGUCCUGCUGUAUGAAUUGCACAUGGAACUACGACAAAGCUUUAUGUAUAACUGUAAUGUUUGUGGUGCGCAAAUCGAAACUAGAUGGCAUUGUAAUGAGUGCGAAGAGUAUGAUUUAUGCUCUCGUUGUUACAAGACAGAAAACCACCCGCACCCAAUGGUUCAGUAUGGUCUCGGGAUUGAUGAGGAUUCGGGCGCGAAUGAGGAACCGGGUGAUAGGCCUAGUGGUACUGGAACUACACCUGACCGUCGAAGCAGCAUCGAGGGUUGUAUUAGGUCUUUACUUCAUGCAUGUCAAUGUAGAGAUGCAAACUGUCGUAUGCAAACAUGUGCUCAGAUGAAACGGGUGUUGUGUCACACCCGGAACUGUACCAAAAAAGCAACAAAUAGCUGCUUACUUUGUAGACAGCUGUUAUCUCUGCUGUGGCAUCAUGCUCGAUGUUGUGAAGAGUCUAAGUGUCCGGUUCCUUUCUGUUCGAAUAUAAAGUACAGAGUAAAGCAAAAGCAAUUACAACAGCGGUUGCAACAGAACAAGUUACUCAGACGUCGUAUUUCAACAAUGCAUCGAGGAUCUUUGCCCACCAGCGAGUCACAGCCUUUGACCCAGAACUGUCCUACUUCCGUAGUAGCAUCUGCCUCUGGUUCUUUGAAUCCGGGUAGCAUAAACUCAGUGCGUCAAACUCAGUCUCCAAACCAUCCAUCGUUGUCAACUAAUCCAAUAAGGAAUACACAGUUGCCCACUCCUACUGCAAACUCGACGGAGAAACCUUCUGGUAACGCAACUCCAAUGGGUUUCCAAUCGCAAAAUUCUCAGGUACAACAACAAGGUCCAGUGUUGCUCUCUGUAGGGAAUUCCCAGUAUUCACAUCCACCUCGAACUCCCGCCCCAGCUAUUGUUUCUCAGGCCAACCAAGGUGCAGCCCCAAGACCGCCUGUUGUGUGCUCCUCAGUGAUAUCUUCUGGAGGUCGUGUCAUUAUGCAGCCCCCACUAAAUACUGGUCCCACUCAACGCGCCAACCCUCCUGUCACUGUGUCCGUUACCUCAGGUUGGAGAGUUCGCCCAGUAAUAUCAGCGACUGCGCCUCAAAGUACUUCAAAUCCAUCCCCUAACCAGCAGAUACAAUCGCAGAUACAGUCAGCGUCAGUAACAUCAGCUCAUUCAUCAAUCCCUAAUCCUAUAAACAAUCAAAAGCCAGUCAUCACUAACAAGCCUACACAAGUUGAAAUCGACCAUGUUAGCCAGGUAAUCAGCCUCAUAAAAGCCACUGGAACUUCAAGCGAUGAACAGAACCGUCGAUUUAUUGCGUGGAUCAAACGUCAUCCUGAGUUUCAUGCAGCAUUUUUCGCCUUGCACUCUCAACAUAAGCAGCAAGCCGAGUUGCGUGCUCAAGCAAGUCAAAGGCGUAGUACCACAUCUAGCAAUAUGUCCGGCAGUUCAUCUCUAUCUGCAAGUUUUCCAGCUUCGGUUUCCUCUGUUGUAACUUCUUCCAUAUCUGACGCUUCUCAAUCUCUUUUGGGUUCUGGUGGUAUGACGGGCAACGUUGUCAUCGUUCCAUCUUCCGUCUCUGCGAAUUCGAAUGUCCAGAAUACAGGAAUAAAUAGAACACAAACCCCAAAUGUGAACAGUCUUUCUACACCUAUGUCAUCUAUGCCUGUUGUAACUGCUUCAGCAUCUUUAGGUUCAACUCCUACGGUGGUGCAUCAACCUGUUCAGUGGAUUUCUAUUCAGUCACCAAUCACCACAAAUCAUCAUCAACCUUUGAUUACUGGGUGUACUGCACAACCAAUCCAAGCUGUACCGAACACUACAACUCUGCGCUUUCGAGCAGUUCCUGGUACUGCCACAUUAGUUCAGUCGCAACCACAGCAAGUACAACAUUUUUAUAAUGCAGCACAGCUUGGUUCAGAUCCUUCUUUUAGUUGUAGUGAAUCCGGAUCUAGUAUGUUUGUUUCGGCCACUGGUUCUAGUAUAUUAUCUGUGGGGAAUCAUCAGUCUCAAGUACUCAGUGCUGUUCCUCAACGUAUAACUCCGGCCUCUGGCUCAAACAUAACUACUCUGGGUCGUCAAACUUCUACACCACAAGCAGCUAUUGUACACUUUAGAUCACAGCAACACCAAUCACUCAGUGGGACAGUAAAUCCUAUGCAACCUCAUAUAAUACUCACUAAUACAACCGCUCCUGCUACAGUUCCUGCCCAUCUUUCUCACCAGCCCCAACCACAGCUCGUUUCUGCUGCCUCGAGCGGCCGCCAGGUUGUCGCUUUAAUGACUCAUCAAAAUAUUUCUCACACUAAUGUCACUGAUCCAGGACUACCUUCUCGUGAUCCUAGCUCCAGUAAUUCUAAUAACAAUCUUGGUAAUGGUAUACAAUGA
Messenger RNA from Heterobilharzia americana, 5424 nucleotides. NCBI's taxonomy places the organism in Eukaryota, Metazoa, Platyhelminthes, Trematoda, Strigeidida, Schistosomatidae. The record is from the annotation of a GenBank genome assembly.